GUGAAAAAUUUCAUCUUCAUUGUCAACAUCUAAAAAAAAGUUGUUAAUUUUCACCUGAAGCGUUCUUCGUGUUCGUCGAGUUUUCGUUGGAAAUAUCUCUUGUAAAUAAUUCCCCCUUCGAUUCGGCGAUUUAAGGAGAUUGUCGUAUAUCCGGGUAUAGGAAGUGACUUGUCAUGUACGGCUGAUACGAGCAAAAGGAGCCCCUGCCCAGCUAAAAGCUCACCUAUCCUGUUUUGGACGGAUCCAGCAUUCGCAUUUGGAAGAGUAAAGCGUGAACCCAAGUCAAGCGUUCCCCCUUUCCAAGGGGAUGGGAUCCGGAGGGGUUACGGUCUACGGUAGACCACUCCUUGGUUCCGUAGUAUGAUCGGCAAGUUUCCCAGGGGAGGAAGUGUCCGUUUUUUGUGAACAAGUGCUCCGCACCAUAGUUGGAAGGGGCCCUUUGAGUGGCUUCUGGGGGAGAAAGUUAAGAGUUUUGUCCCCCCAGAAAGGAAUAGGAAAGGGGUUAAUACAAAGGUUGUGCAAACGCAGAAUGUGCUGGAAGUCCGGAUUUUCGACGACGUCCGGAAUACGAGAAUAAUUUUCUAGCUGGAAGAGAUCGUUCUCCGGAACUUCUCUUCUGUUCUUUUUCUUCUCGGGUAAAGUGCAUAUUUGGAGUGUGUUCUUGUCAUAAUUGGUGCAGUGUUUCGCGGUGCAGCAUACGGGGUCCAACUAGACGGAAUUCGGCGUCUACUCCGUGCGAUACUUAUCGUGGUCCGGAAGUAGGAUGUAACAGUCUGCCAAACAUCGCCGUGUGUUACUUCUUAAUCGUUCGCAGAUUCUGAUCGAAGAGUUCCAGCUCUAAUCAGACUCGGGUACGGUCGAGCGUUUUUAGGUUCCGCGCCUCGUAACCGUGUGAUCGUGAUCGUCCGAUCCAAGAAGAAUCGUGCCCCUGCUUUUUCAGUGAGAAUUCGGUGGAUCGCGCGCUGUUUUCGGGUAAGUGUGUCUCCAAUUUCCCUCCUCAAUCCGUGUCCCCGUUCAGUGCACGCAAAAGUAUGAAGGAGUGGUGCAGGUUUUGAGCCGGAGAGCAAUCGAAAGCAGAAGAUUUGGGGUAAUUAGUCAAGCGUCAAGGGUUGACGGCCCCCAGACCGGAAAAAGUCGCCUCCAUGAAGCACCUGAGGCACAAUGGUACGCGAGACUCGACAUCUUUGGGUUGGAAACUUGCCCGAAACGGUACGAGAGGACAGGAUACGAGAGCAUUUUAAAAGAUAUGGCAGAGUUCAAAGUGUUAGAAUUAUCACCUCUCAGGCGUACAAUCCCACCUCCUUUCUCGACUCAGCAUCAUCGUCCAAGGAGCACCAUCUGCACGGCGACGGCAGCAGCAGCAGCACCCACAACGGACCCAACCUGCUCGACAUCAUCGACGGUUCGGCAGCAGCGACUGCCUCCAUUCAGGCUGCGGCGUCCUCUUCUACUUCCUCCACUGCUCCCGUGUCCUCUUCUGCGUCCUCUAGUACGUCAUCGUCUACACCUGCUGCAGGAUCAGCGGGCGACUUCAGCUCUAUCAAUAGCACUAGUAGUAGUAACAAUAGUGGUAGUCAUAAGAACAUUCCUCCUAGCUUAUUGGGUAAUUGCGGCGGCGGCAGUGGCAAUGGGCUGGUCAUCAGUGUUUGUGCGACGAUUGCCUUCAUGGACAUCAAGUCUGCGUCAAAGGCGCACACCGCCGAGCACAAGUUCGACGACCGCAUACUGACCACGGAAUACUACGAACCAUCGCUACUGACGAUGCCCCCCACCGUGGCCCCAUCAACCUUGAGCGGCGGCAGCGUCAACAAUUGUAGUACAACGACCCUUGGUGAUAGUAAUUGUAAUAGCGCAUCUAGUACUACAAUGCCGAAGCAUGGCAGCGGCGGUAACAGCACUGGUGUGAGCGGUGCUGGAAACAGUAUUCAGUAUCCUUGUCCACCGUCGUCGGGCGUAGGCUUCCAUCCGUCGAUGGGACAGUCUGCUGGCGGCGCCGGUGGCUGUCCCAACGGUAGUAUUAGUAAAUGUGAAUCUUCCGGCGGUAAACUGCUAGGGCUUAGCGAUGAACACGGCUCGUUCUACGAGUGUAGCAAUGGCAAUAGUACCAGUAGUAGUGGCAGCAGUAGUAGUAGGGCGGCCAGCUUCAACCGUUUACAGGGUGGCGACGAGCAGCACAAUGUCCGGCGGAUGUCCUCCGGUUCCAGCGGUGGCGGCGGUGUUUAUUCUAGGGAUCUUUUGGAGGGCAGUGGCGGUAAUGUUGCUGCAGGCAGCGGUCGUGGCCGCCAGCGGGACCGUCCACACUUCCGUAACGGGCCAUACUCGACGAUGGCGGCGGAGAGAGCGAACCCGAUAAGUCACCAUCGUCUGUCGUCCAGCAGCUGGUACAAUAGCGCCAACAGCAGCAACACCGGAAGCGGCGACAACCUCUCGGUCUCGCAACAACAACAACCGCUGAGCGCGGCCCCGCUGACGCCGACUCGCAACGUGUACAGCGCGGUUGUUCAGCCCGACCAUCCCAACCAGCCGUCGACGUCAUCCUGCGCAUCAAACCCCCCACUACCUGUGGCGCCACCCUCCGCCGGUGGUGCAACGUCGACCCUCAACGCCACCAGUAGCACUAACAGCUAUGAGCAAAGCUUUCUCGUGAAGAAGAAGCACAACUCGCGCUCUUCGGACUCGGGAUCGCCGCAGCCCCAGUCGCACUUCCACCAUCAGCCGCAGCACCAUUCUUCGCGGAACACCUCUCCGAUCUCGUCCACCCAUCACGCCACCCCUCACCACCAGCAUCAUCAUCAUCAUCCGGGCGGUGGACCCCUGCAUAACCAUAUCGGUCAUUCCUCGCAGCAGCAGCAUACGCACAAUAGCCGGAGUGAUCGGUCCAACUCGAGGUCUCGGUCUCGAUCGCCCAGCAGCUCCUGCUCGUCUACCCACAGUACAACUACCAGCCAGUCGAACGAGACUUGCUCGACGACACGCAGUCCGGCUAUCCUAGCGCAAGGGGCAGCCCUCAGCAGCAGCGGUGGUCCAUUGUUCGGUAGUUGUCGAGAAGGGCGAUCCGAUCGACUAGACCGGGAUCCGGGUGUGCGGGGAGCAUUACAAUCGGCCGUUACAGUUAGCAACAAUAAUGGUGGAGCCAGCUCGGGUGCAAGCAACAGCAGCGGUUCCGGUGGCGGUAGCCUAAACUGCCACUCAGAUGACAACCGGCCACUGGCGAUUUGCGUUCGAAAUCUACCCGCUCGUUCGUCCGAUACCUCGCUGAAGGAUGGCCUAUUCCAUGAGUACAAGAAACAUGGCAAAGUGACGUGGGUGAAGGUCGUUGGCCAGAGUACCGAUCGUUAUGCGCUUGUUUGCUUUAAAAAGCCCGAGGAUGUUGAGAAGGCUCUGGAAGUGUCCCACGAUAAGCUGUUUUUCGGCUGCAAGAUUGAAGUAGCCCCCUACCAGGGAUACGACGUUGACGAUAACGAGUUUCGACCGUACGAGGCGGAGCUGGACGAGUACCAUCCCAAGUCCACCCGAACUCUGUUCAUCGGCAACCUCGAGAAGGACAUCACGGCCAGUGAGCUGCGGAAGCAUUUCGACUGUUUCGGCGAAAUCAUAGAGAUCGACAUCAAGAAGCAAGGUGUUAGUGCGUAUGCGUUUUGCCAAUAUUCGGACAUUAUCAGUGUAGUGAAAGCCAUGCGUAAAAUGGACGGUGAACAUUUGGGCAGCAAUCGAAUCAAGCUCGGGUUUGGUAAGUCGAUGCCCACGAAUUGUGUAUGGAUUGAUGGAAUCGCAGACGCAGUCGGUGAAGGCUAUCUGAGAUCCCAGUUUGACCUGUUUGGGGCCGUGUCCCAAGUGACGAUAGACCGUGAGCGAAAACUGGCGUUAGUGUUCUUCGAGCAAGUUCAAUGUGCACAAGCAGCGGUGAAAGAAAUGCGCGGAGCGACGCUUCGAGGACGCAAGCUACAAGUGGACUUUGCUUCGCGCGAGUGCCAGGAUGCAUUUUUCGAUAAGUUAGAUAAACAAUCGUGCGCGUCGUUUGGUUCGCCGCGAUUCGAAUCGGGUGUGGGUGGGCGGUUCAGUGGCAAUCGGUACGUGGAGAAUCCCGGUCGUAGCAGAGCUACCUCCUUCAGCCGGCCCGGCAAUCCGUUAAGUCAUAGUGGAGCCGUAUCCCCGCGGCUUGAUCCGUCGCCAGUGUCGUCGAGUCGCGGUGGUGGUUCCGCCAGUUCUCGAUCUCGUAUCGUUCGGUACUCGAACGAUGAAUACUAUCAGGAUGGUACGAACGCUCACGGAAGUGGUAGCGAACGGCGGUUCCGAAACUACGAUGAGUACAGUCAAGGAUCGGCCGCCAGUUCGCACGAGGAUGUAUACGAGUUACACGACGGUUACAGCGGCGGCAGCCACGUGAGGAGUAGUGCUCACGAUCGGCUGCAGCCGUCGUCCACGUCGGACUCGCCACCCCCAACCGUGACAUCCAGCGGUCUGUCCUCGUCGAUCCAGUCUCGGCUGGGCGAAGUGGAACCAACCGUUGGACUAAGUAGGAAGCGAAGCGAGAAAAGUCCAGGUGAUAUACGAUAUUUACAAAAAGAAAGAGUACAUAUUUUAGAACAAUUAGAAGAAUGCCCGUCCAGUGGUGAUGAGUUAGUGAGCCCAAAGAAACGUAUCAAAUACAACCCAGAUGCUCACCCCGGCAGUGAUCCAUCUGAUCAUCAUCAUCAUCCCCAUUAUUCUUCGGUGGCCAAUCCGGCGGCAGUGGCUGGUGAUCCGACGAGUGGUUCGAGCUCUGACCCUGUGAUGCCGUCAUCCGCGCCCGGCCGGGGCUGCGUCGGGGCCGUCAGCAGCGGCGAACAUCACCACUACAAUAGCAGUAGCAGUAGUAACAAUAGUAACCAUUACAACAAUCACCACCAUCACCACCACCACAACAGUGCGGACAGUGGUGGUCUGCAGCCCGGAUUCUCCACUUCUUCCUCGGCGUCGCACCACCGGAAGUGCGUUGAGGUGCGGCGACUUUCGGACUGCAACCUGCAGCAAUCAAAAUCGUUAUCAAGCCAAUCAACGCCUUCAUCUAUGCAUAGUAACAAUAAUAGCAGAAGACCGUCCACUGACAACGCGUCAUUGCAUCAAAGACAUGGUAGCAGUAGCAGUAAUAGUUCUUCCAGUUUACAACAAUCACACCUAGAUAGCGGGCAUCUAUAUUCCCAUUCGUUAAACAAGCGGCGGAAAACGAUCCUUAACAGUGACAACAGUAUGACUGUCAUAGCGAGUGCAGGAUCGACGUCGGUGUCGUCCAACGAACACCACCACUCGUCGCGAGGUCGGGGACACCAAUUACACUCGUUACAUUCGCACGAAGCAAGCGGAGGUGAAAGCGCCGAUGGUUCCCGACCUGGAACACCCCUCUGCGAUGAGCGACCCGAAAACCUUCCACCAAGUGAACCCAGACGAAUACCCACGAGUCGGUCGUACAAUCAGGAACCGCUGAGUUUACCGUUGCCACGGUUUGCGAUACAGUUCCUGCAGCAGUACCGGUUGCAGAAUCAACCAAGUCAACCGUCGUCGUCGGUACCUGCACCUUCAUCACAUUCAUCAUCCAACCAAGCCCUGCCAAGCUCUUCGCUACAUCAAUCUACGUUAUCGUCGACGUCGUCUUCGUUGUCGAACUCUUCAUCGACGUUACCUUGCGUGACUGUCGCAUCGUCUUCGACCUCGUCGCUAUCAACGCAACAGCAGAGCGCUCUAAGUUCUUUGCACGUCGCAUCGUCCAGUGGUGCUAUUAGUGGUCCUUCACUCUCGUCUAAUUCUAGUCUACUAAACAACACUCUGUCGAGUCCACCGCUAACGCACCCUACUAAACUAUCCCUGCUGAUACCACCGAAUACGGGCUCGAGCAGUAGUGCCACAUCAGGCAAUACUCCGGCCACUGCGAGCACAGCCAGCAGCAUGGAGCACGGCAAUCAGGCACCAGCCAGUCCGCUGCGAGCCCCCUCCGUUAGUUCGAAUUCUAGUGACUCCGAAGGUGGUCCAUCCAACUCGCCAUCAUUGGAGGAACGAAUCAACCGGUUGGAUGAAAUGUACGAAAAAUGGUCCGGAAACAGCCAAAGUCGGAUCAACAAUGCCCCCGUUGUUGAACCACACCAUUUCAACGAACGACACCACAACCACCAUUUGUACCACCACAACCAUGCCAGUACAGCCGGAGGCAGUCUUAAUCAAUCGCCGCUCUCAAACGUGUCAUCCUCUUCUACGUCCUCAUUUCGACAUAGAUUCCUGGAGCUUGACGUGCAUGAAGUCCCUCCGUCUGACAUAGUGAAAUCGGUUCUUUCGCGCAAAUCGAUUUUCGACGAAGAUCUCAAACGGUUAGAAAACAUCAGCGACAAAUACGAACCGGGAAUGUUCACGAGUUAUACGAAAAACCCUGCGAAUUUCAGUGCUGUAAGUGCCACUAGCUCGGCCGCUGCGUCCCCGGUCAACACGGUCCUGGCAUCGCAAUCCCCGCUACAUGCACUGAAGGCACAAACACCGCCAGCUCCUAACCUACAACGACUUGGCAGUUGUAGUACCUCUGGAUCUCCAAUGAACAGUCCUCAGCCAUACAAUAGCCCAAAUCCGUCUGUGAAAUCUGGUUUGCAGUAUCCGUUCCCAAGUCAUCCACCGUCAAUGCCAUCGGUAGCUGUUCCUAGUUCUACAUCCUUGACAGUAUCCGUGACGCUGUCUACUGCAGCAAGUACGCUCACUUCUAUCGCCGGCAGUACUAACAGCGGGACGAUAUCAUCGUCUUCCGUUCUCGGCAGCAGUUCGCUUCCUGCUUCAGCUUCCUCCUCUCCUGCGCAUAGCACAAUAUCAUCCGCCCCCGGAACGUGUGCCACGCCAAGCAGCUUACCCAGUACUACUGCAUCGCUAAACACACUCUGCUCAACGGCCUCAUCCCUGAGCUACAGCAGUUCGGCUACCCUAGCAAAUAAACCAAAGACCAAUAUUUUAAAUAAAAGUAUUAGUUUAACGGAAAAAUCAAGUACAAAUAUUAGUAGUAACAACAAUAAUAAUUUAACGAGUAAUAGUAGUAAUCUAGCGAGUACUAGAGGUAGCAGUAGAACUAGCGUAAACGAAUCAUCUGCAUUGGUAGCAAGUACUACAGCCACUGCAACGACAACGAGCAUACCAACACCGAAAGUAUCCUCAGCAAUUUCUUCUUCUUCUUCGUCAUCGUCAUCUGAGAAAGCGACGCCGCCAACGGGUGUCGCAGCUUCCACCACGGAAGGUACCGCACUCGAAGCUUCAACGAGUGCUUUUACCUCUUCCAACAACACCUCCAAAGCCACUGCAGUUACGACAGCUCCACCUGGUAGUACAAAUUCCGGUACAGUUAGAUCCAACAGUAUACCGUCGUUAUCAACGAGUACUUCCGCAGAAGGAGUACAGCAGCAGCAUUCCAAUAGUUCUAGCACUAACUACGGUAUGGACAACAGUUGUGGUAUCGAUAAGGAGGAGAAGCCUAAUAACAAUAGCAGCGGUAGCAAACACCACAAAGACCGGCGGAAACUUUCGACGGCUUCCUCUUGCUCGACCAGUUCGACGGGAUCAAGUACGCCAACUACCUCCUCAAAUGUUCCUUCAUUGCCCGAUUCGAAAACGGGCACCGCGCAUUCCGCAGAUGACGAUCAAUCUCAACAACAGGUGAUGAGCGGGAAGCAUAGCAAACCCAGCAAGUCUAACAACCAUCAUGGCCACAGUCAUAGCCAUGGGCACGGUCAUAGGCAUUCUAGUGACAGCACCAGCAGCUCUAGCAGCUCGGCGUCAAUCAAAAAUCACUACAAGAGUGGGUCCGAUGACUUGAAUGAGUUUGACCGCCUGAAGCGAGAGAUACCAGUGAACACGAUCAACUCGCGAACCAAUUCGUCCAGUCGCAAAGACAAAGAGCGCCAAGAACGUGAAGAGAAGGAACGGAGGCUUGAAGAAGAGAGAAUACAAAAGGAGAAAGAAGAAAUGCGUCGUGCUCAAGAGCUGAAGGAAAAAGAACUAGAGGAACAACGGCGAAGAGAAAGGGAACUUGAAGAACAACGGCGGAGAGAGAAGGAACUGGAAGACCAGCGCCGUAGAGAAAAGGAACUGGAGGAACAAAAGAGAAAGGAAAAAGAAGAAAGCGAGCGCAGGGAGCAAGAGGAGCGUGAACGACAACUUCAACGUGAACUGGAGCUUGAGAAGGAACGACAGCUACAAAAAGAGCGCGAAGAGUUGGAAAAAGCCGAACGUGAAAAAUGGCAGAAGGAAGAAUCCGCCACAAUGGUAAAAGAAUCAUCAAAAGAUGAAUUUGAGUCGUGUGACGGUUUUUCGAAUAAUCACGGCAAGGAGCGUCUCGACCGAGUGAAUUCCACAGACAGCCACCACGCUUCGAAGCGUCGUCACAGCUCUCAGGAUAGCAACGAUUCUGUGCCCGAGGAUGUUAACACUACGAAGAAGCACAAACACAACAACAUUGGCGAUCGUCGUGAUUCGGGUAAAGAGGGUAAGCGAGAAAAACACCACAAAAGUCAUAGCCGGAGCGAUAAAUCAACAAGAUCUAAAUCAUCCUCAGGUUCAUCGACCUCUUCGGAAAAACCGCACUCCCUCAUGAAUGCUUUAUGCAGUGUAGGGAAACACGACAACCAUGACGAGAAACAAAAAUUUCUAUUGGAAGAACGACGCAAGGAGAUUUCAUUCUCUGGCGAUGGCGAUUCUCUGCCACUAAGCCACCACCACAAGAAGAAGGAUCGUUAUCACGAAAAGCAUAAGUCCAAGAAAGAUCGGGAUGCUUCCAGAGACAAAGAAAACACGCAAAACUCCAAUUACCCAAUGGCAGCUUUUGUCGACCACCGUUCAACCAGCGACGAAGAUGAACACAUUCGUCUACAGCACAGGGCGGAACACAAAAGCUCCAAGGAUUACAACAGGCGAUUUCACACGGAGAGUGGUGAAGAGUACAAGAAAUACGACAGAAAGCUUAGUCGAGCCGAAUCUUCCGCUGAUGAAGAAGGUAGGAAGAAGAAAAAUCGCACCAACAACAGUCGAACGAAGACCACCAACAGCUCGGAUACGGAUGAUUCGGAUGAACCCAAAAAGCAUUCGAUCUUCGAUAUCCCCGAUGAUGGCCCCAACAUUUCAAUGUACGAUAAGGUGAAGGCACGCUCCUGCAAGAACAUGCAGCGACAGGAGGAAGAGAAGAAAAUCAAAGCCAAGUUUUCGAAGUUGAAGCAAAGCCGGGCUAAACGCGAGGGCAAAAACCGUUCAAAGAGUUGGGACGAAGAUUCCGACACGGAUGGCAUGAACUCCGAUACAACCAUCAACAGCAAGUACAACCAUAAGGAUCAUUUGAAUAAGAGUGGCACAAUCACCACAUCGGACGACGAUGACCAUCUGCCGUCCACGCCCAGAAUGAGACGACCCAAGGAACCGCUUGCGACGGAUUCAGAUGAGGAGAACAACCGAAUUCGUUCCAACCGUGAUCGAUUGAAUGAUCUCUGCGAUGACGAAAGUUCCGAUGGAGAGCUCACACGUAAACGAGUACCCUCCACGCCUCGCCGGAGCUCCAAUGAAAAGAACAUGUCAAGGAAGAGCUCACGGUCAACCAGAAUACAAUCAGAAACUGAUUCCGAUGAAAAUCAUGACAGCGAGAGAGAAAAACCCGCUACACCUAAUUGUGACAGUAAACACAAGAUUUCGGCGGUCAAGGUAGAUCACGUCACCAUCAAGCAGGAAAUAAAAAGCGAAGAAGAUACGCAGGAGGAAAUAAGAAAACUGGAAAUCAAGGUAGAAACGAGAGUACAACCUCCAUCUGCUUUGGUGACGAGUGAUGUAUCCGAAGACGAAGAUGUCAGCAAACCUGUAAUCAAAUCAGAACUAAUUCCUAGCACUAUGAUCAAGAGAGAACCCGUUGAUGAAGGGUUCAGCAAGAACCGAUUUGGUGAUGUGUCAUCCGAAGGGGAACCGAACAUGAUAACGGUGGCCAAUGCUGAGAUAGAAAAUACGGUUAACAGUGCUGUUGACCAGUUAAUGUAUGGGCACUCGGAGGGCAAGAAGAGACACAAGAAGAAGCAGAAGCGACACAAGAAUGUCGAAGGUUCGGAGUCGGAAGUGAAGAGUGAAAAAGAACAUUCACCACAUGACGAAGGUGGUUCCACAAAUGCUAUGUUCGACGAGCUGAAAAAAUCCUCUGACGAUCAGGUUUACAUCAGUUCGAAGAAGAAGCAUGGCGGUAAAAAGGAAAAGAGGCGAGAUCGGUCGAAGGAAGAUCACGAAAAGUCUGGUAAGUCUAAAAAGUCGAAAAACAAACACAAGGACUCGAACAAGGUAACUGAUCCCAUGUCAAACACAGUGAAACGCGAAGAAAAGAUUGAAGACAUCUUUGGACCAAUAUCGGAUGAAGACUCACCGCAUUCGUCAGUUGAAACCGAAGUGUCGAUAAAACAAGAGACAACUGAUGCUAAAGCUGAGGAUCUCGCUAGACCAGAGGAACAGCAUACCGAAUGUGAGCCAGCAACGGAGAAAGAGAAAACUAAAGAAGAGUCCAGGAAGAAAAAGGAGAAAAAGCGUCGCGAACGCGAAAAACUUCGGGCUACGAUAACGAUGAAAGAAGAAGAAAAUAGUGUGGAUCUGGAUGAAGCAGGCCGAGCCCUUGAAGCACAGCUCAUGAGUGAUUCGGACCAAAAAGCCGAAGAUGCUUCACCAACUUCAACGGCAACGAACAGUGGAAAACGCUCCUCCGUAGAUGUGAUGGAUGUAUUCCGAUUCACUGACGGAGAUGAUAGUAUGGAGACGUCGUUCACUGAGAAGAAGGAAUCCGAUCAUGGCCGCAAAGAGAAGAAGAAGAAAAAGAAAAGAGGUAAAGAUGAAAAGCACAAACAUCAUCAUGGUAGUAGCAACAAUCAUACCAACCUUCCUACAACAACACCCAUCACGCCAACAGUGAAUAAGCUGUCUUUGGACAUAAUAUCCGCCCAACAAGAGGAUAGUAAACACAGCAUCAGUAAACCAUCGCCUAGCUUACCAUGUCUGCUUGAUGAGGGUUCUCCGGCAACUAACAGUAGGCAACCCGCUCAACCAAUGUACGCCUCAACGCCAUCCAGGCAGCUUUUGUCGCCAACUCCGUCUGGUCAUGAACUGGCCAGCUCAACACCAACCAAAGAAGAAGUGGAACCACAGUCGGUCGGUACUAAGGAAGAAAAUUCACAAUUAAAACCUGUUGAUUCUUCGCAGUUGAAACGGAAACCCGACAAGCUGAUCCCUGGGUUCGGCACUGAAAUCGACGAACAGUUGCACGAAAAGGCGGUUCUCUCAAUUUCCGGUGAAUUUAUCACUGAAAUGGUGAAGAAAGAUGACGUCAAGAACCCGGAUCCAGUUGAAUCGCUGAAGAGCAAACCGGAAGAAGUUAAACUAGAAGAGAAGUCGAGGGUAGUGAUAUCUCAAGAAGAGACCGAAGACGCAGUUGCUGCCCUUCUUGGCGAAAGUUUUGGAACGUCGAACGCCCAAGACUUUUCAAUAGAUUAUUCCGUGGAUCCAGCUGAAGAAUCUUCGUCGCAACUAGUUUCCGAUUCACCUCAAAUCCCUGAGGAGGAUAACGAAGAAAUUAAGAAAGCCAUUCUUAGCUUGAACACUGAAGGUCUGGACAUGAAACCAGACACUCCAACAUCCGAACACGACCUACAAAUUGACACUGAUACUGAUGAUCAGGGUGAUGAGGAGCACCCGGCAAGUUUGCUACGGUUUGACAAUCCACCGAAAACUCCAGAUGUUGAUCUGAGUCAAAUUGGUAAGCCCUUGUCAGAUACGUUAAACAGCACUACUUCAGCGCCAAAUUCGGCAAAGAAGGAGGAUAAAAUGGAGAUUCCGGACACACCUGGCAAAAAUGUUCAGAUACUGGACGAAUUACCACCAGCGACCACUUCUCAAAGUGCACCAGUAUCAACAGUCAUUGCUACGACAUCUACCACCUCAGCAUCAAUCGCCAGCAUUGCGUCAACUGUUGUAACCACCAGUGUAACAAGCGCCACCAAGCUACUAGCAGUUACGCAAGCACCAACCGUGGUACAUAACCCGAAACCGUUGACACCAACAACUGCAGCAGGAGUGUUGGAUACUCAUACGAAGGUAAUCAGCACAGUACCUCCGGCUUCUAAGCAAGUCGCGGUUACGAGCUCGCCGAUUUUGCCAGUCCAGAGCAAACCAACACAAAUUGUACCCCCGAAAACUACAAUUGUUAGUCAACCAACAAUGGCUGGUGGUUUACCGCAGAUUCGACAGCAGUUGAUAAUGCAGGCACCGCCUACGAUUACCAUCCCUGAACAGCAUAUUAUGUACCAACCGAUUGAUGCGAUGAUGUCUCCCAGAGGUCCAACCGGAAAUGAUCCCAGAAUGCAAUCGCCAAAAAUGCAACAACAACCACAUUCUCCAUUUUCACGAACGGCGUCCCCAACUGCAACUAGUCCAAAUAUGCUGAGGCCACAGUUGAUAGCACAGAAUCGUCAUCCUUCUCCGCUGAGCCCAGUGGUUGGAGCUCAUCAGAUGGUUAUCCAUCCACCAGUGAGUCAUAUUGUGGUUUCAUCGCCAAAUCCAUCCACACAGUUUAUUCCGAAACCUUCACAGAUUGGCAGUCCUGCUCCCCGUUUCCCUGUGGUAACUAGCCAUGUUAAAAUGCCGAUUUCUUCCCAAAAACCAAACGAGCCAUUGCCGUUAGCAAAACAGACCAUAACCACAUUUGCAAAUAUGGGCAUGGCUCCCGGAACGCGUGUUGUCACGACAGUGCCUUGCACAACAUCCAUGCCGGCACUUGGCAACGAAAACCCUUCGAUCUCAAACAUUGGAACAAAACCGGCGGUCAGUUCAGCACCGAUACCUGUCUCAACCACUUAUGUCAUUCACCCUGCCACAAAACCACUGGAAUCUGUUCAGAAGGUGUCUCCAGGUACCCCUACAAAAGCAAUAAUCCACCAGCAACCGGUGUACCUCCAGCAUCCCAUCAAGCAGUUUGUGCCGCAACAUCCUGCUCCGAUGCAACCGCACAUGGGAAUGGGUCAACAACCCAACCGUCUGCUACAACCCGUAUCUGCGUCAGCAACUAACGUAAUCGUUACCAAAUCUCAGGAUCCAAAGCCUCUGAACACGAUUUCAACCAUUACUUCAAAUCCGAACCAUCUAAUGGGAUCUACAAGUUCCAGUUCGCCAAUGGACACGCCUCUGUCUGUUGCGAAGCUUAAUGCUGAGAAACUAGUGGAACCUUCCAAGGACAAGAUGCCUUCUCCUGAAGAUAAAGGGCGGGUCCAACCGACGAGUCAAGCAAAUGCAAUUCCACUACCGCCUGCCGUUAAGCUCGAAGCUCCAACAUCUGUUGACGAAUCUGCGCGUUCUUUGCUUACUGAAGAAAAUGUCGCCAAAAUACCCGACAACUCAGGUUCGGCAAACAUACUGGAUAUUGAUCAAGAGGACCAGGAAGCGGACUCCAAGGAAGAUAGUGAUUACUGGUCUUCCAAGGAUACUAUAAUUGAUUCUGUGAUCAAGAAGGUCGAUGCGCUCUGCUCUGAGGACGACAUCUCGGAAGGCGGUUCUGAAAUCAACAAAGAUGAAUGGAACAAAUUGGAUGACAAAGCAAAGGUGGCUGAACAAGUGACAAUUCCACCAGUUAUUUCAGUCCCAUCGGGAGCUAAAGCAUUUGAAGCACCCAAAGUGGAAGAAAAGAAGAUUGAACCAAUCACUUUGCCCAGUACCAUUCCGUCUACUAUACCUGUUCCUAAUCCCACAAUGCCGGUGCCAGCCACGGUACAAGCAACGCCAACUGUCUUGGAACCUUGUCCUUCGGCACCUGAAGAAGAUGAAGCUCAAACAGGAUCGAUUGAAACCACACCUCCCUCCCGAGGAGGAAAGCGCGGAGGAAGACGAGGCGGAAGAAAAACAUCUGAAAGUGUUUCAACGCCAGUCAAACCAGAGGUUCAGGAAAAACUGCCUGAAGUUGAUGCGUCUACACCGUCUAAACGCGGUGGAAAGGCAGGUUCUAAGCGAGGAAGAGGUGGCGCAAGAGGAGGUACUGCCAGAGGUGGGGCAUCAAACGUUCAAACUGCGGCAAUGCCAGGCGGAAAAGGUAAACAUCCGAACUCGGGAUCGGACGUCUAUGAAUUUCAUGAUGAUUCUGGCGAGGAAGUUGCUGGAAGCGAUAAACAACAAGUGGAUGGAUCACGCCCAAGGUUGAUUCUUACGAUCAAGAACCAGGGAACAACUGCAACCCCAACACCAGGCACCAUCACUGCUCCGGUUGUCGUGACUGCUGCGCCGGUCGUGCAUCCUACUUUAACAACUGUUGGUACCAUCAGCACUCCGUCUGCACAAUUACAACCAACGACGUCUUGUCCAGCCUCUCAACCGCCAUUAGAAUCCCAAAGUAUCCCAGCACCCGCUGCAGAUAUUGGAAAGGAGGAGUUCAUACACCCCACGUCAGGAAAUACUCGCAAAUCACGUCGUUUGUUGGAGAAAGAUGGUCGCACCACUGUGGAUGAUAUCAUAGACGACGUCAUCCGUAACGGUCCGUCAUCGUGUUCAAUGCCAAGCGCACCUGCUCAAGUAUCUUCUCAACCACCGCUGAUCCUUCAGCAGUUUCAAUCACAACAAGUGGUCAAUCAGGCCGGUCAGAUUAUUUCAUCAGCACAAACCCAUGUGCAGUUGCCGCCGCAACCGAUGGCCCCGGGCGAUCUUUCCGGUCCAUUGGGAAGAAGGAACACAAGGCACAAUACUGGCCCUGCUAAUGCAAUGGGUCCCGAUGCACGCAAGUCACCGCGUGCUGGUCGUAAAGGUAAGGAUCGUAAGAUAUCGGAAACAUCCAACGAUAGUAAUGACGAACGUGCAUUGAGCCUUACAAGGCAAAUCCAUUCGGAUGGUAAAGCUGACGAGACAGCUGUUCCUGGAACAUUAUCUGCAACAACACCGAUUACUCCGAGCGUUCCGGUAACUCGGCCAAAUGAGAUGGCUUCGUUGGCAGACAAAUCAAAGGAGAAGUCCAAAUCUGCUGACGACGUCAAGAUGGAGCUCGACCCAGCCACCGGUGAGCUUACAGUAACUCGACACGGAAAAGACGGUCAGUUUUUGAAUAUGCCGAAUGCUCCUCAACCGCUUAAGAAAGUCAUAGCAGCGGCUGCGAAUGCGGCUCAAAGUGCAAUCGAUCAUCACAAAUCAUCCCCUACACAACCGGUUUCUGCGUCGGCCUCGCCGAUCCCCAACAAAACACCGAUACUAGGAUUAGCAGCUCCACCUGGCAUGACGAGGGUUCCUACGCCGAACACUACUGUUAAUCCACAUCCUACUCAACAAAUGGAAGUUCAGAAGAUGUCUUCAGCUGCAUUGGCCAAACAGACCACCCCGUUGACAAUGCCUUCUCAAACUACUAACAUUACGGCGCCUACUGUAGUCGUACCAUCGCCGCAUGCUAGUACUGCCACUGUACUCAUCCAGCACUCUUUGGGUCCUGGAAUGCAGCAACCUCCAACAGUCCUGCAGCAGAAUGUUCCAAAGCCGCACUCAUUGAAGGCACAUGUACUUGGCUCACAGCAGAUCAUUAGUCAGCAAGCUCCGCCUGGGAAAUCAGUUUACCCGCCAUCAACGCAAUCUCAACCACAGAUCGUAUACAAGUCGGUCAUUCCUCCACAAGCAGGAUCUGUUUCGGGGGCAAUACACACCACAACUGGAAAGCAGAUACACCCCAGCACCAGCAUGAAAUUGCCUCCUCAGGGAAUACCACCGCAAGGCAUGGCUCAGCAUCCCGCACAACAGCAGAUUAUCAUUCAAAAUCCGAUGCCACAGCAACAAAUGACAAUCAACAAGCAUACGAUCAUCAACAAAGUUGGGCCACCACCGCAACCGGGUCAUCCCUCAGCUAUACAUCAUCCACCCGGUAGUGGAAACCUUCUGAUCAAUAUUCCUCCCAAUCUUCAUCAAAUGGGAAACAUUCCUAUGUCUCCGAGAAUGCCUCACCAGGUUGUUAUUACCAACCCCAAAGGCCAGCCGGGACAGAUACAGUCUCAACAACCACAUUCCCCGCAAGUCGUUCACAAACAGGGCAACCAACUUCCGCCGCUGAAUCAGUCGGGUCCACAAGGAGCUCCGCAACAAAUCAUCAUUCACAGCAACAAAGCACCACCUGGGCAUCAUCAGAUCCCCGCUGGAUACACGGUGUUGCAAAGUGGUGGCAAAAUUAUCCACCAGGGUCCGGUACAGCUUGGACAUGGUCAACCAGGACAACAACAACAGCCAGGUGUGCUUGGAAAACAACAACCGCAAACCAUCCAAAUUUCCACUGCAAGUGGAGUUCCGAUCCAAUAUCAGCAACCCAUCAUGAGUCAGGCUACAGUGGUACAUAAAACUGUAACAACGGUUCAUGGUGGUCAACACAUCAAAAUACAACAGCACAAGGUUGGGCCAGAAACCGUUGCUCACAUGCAUGUCGUUGGAAAGCAUUCUACAGGGCCUGUGGGCUCUAAGAUUACGCUUCAGCAGCAACAGCAGCAGCAACCAGUUGGAUUGGUCAAACCGAAUCACAUCAGUUCAUCCGGGCCCGUUCCGGGGGUCAGUGGCAACCAGCAACAACAGAACGCUCCUCCACCCUCACCAUCGCAGCUGGUGACAAUUCAGCAAGGCAAAGGAGUAUCUCCUCACUUGCAUGCCCAGCCGCAGAUACUAACCGGUGCCGUCGCAAGUCCUCCGCUGAAGCAACCUCACCUGCAGAGCCAACAGCCGAUUGUAACGGGUGCGAGCAGCUCUCGCGUAGCUGUGCCAUCGAUCAGUCCACAGGGACAACCAGGUCAACAGCCGCCACCGCCCGCAUCUCAUAUGCGGCACGUGCAACAAUCUGGCGGCCACAUUGUACCUUCGCAGGCCUAUGAAUCCAACCAGCACGGAGAUUUGGUGGCGGGAUUUAUCGCUCGGGGACAAAGUCCUCCGCCGGCCCAUCAGCAGCAAAUGUCGCCAAUCACACCGGUAGUAAACGACCCAACCUUCCGCGGCGGAAUGUCUCGGGAGUAUGCCAAGUAUAUGUACGGCAGAGGAAACAUCCACAUACCAAGCAGGUCACCGAUGUUGCCCGGUUCCGUGGAUCAGCGUGAGUUGUCCGAAAUGGAAGAAAGUGUGGCAGCGAGUCCGCCUCUCGAGUUGCGUCGCCCAGCGAGUGGUCCACGUGUCCAGACGACGACUGCUGUUCCGAGCAGUUUGCAGAGUCCUGGCGAUCGUUCGACAGAUUCACCACAAGUGGCGCAAGUGUAUAUUGCAAGCGCUCGUGUUCCACACAAUUACACGGAUUCACUUACCCGCUUUUACGACCCGGCAGCAGGACCGAACGCCCCUCCGCGGGCGUUAAGUGCUGAACCACCGCCGGCACAUCGCCCACACAAUUUGAUCAAUACCGGAGCAGGAUUCCCUCCGGGAUCUUACCCUGGAACUCCUAGUCAGACUCCACCUCCGGCAUCGCCAGCUAAUCUGGCUCCACAGCCACAAUCCCAACAGCAGCAGCAACAGCGUGACCGUGUCUCUUUGACAGGUCACGCAGCGGUCGCUCCGGUAUCCGGUGCUCCGUUGCCCGCCCAUAGUGGAAGCUUGCCGGUUCCACUGAGCCAACAGCAAACUCAACAACAACAGCAACAGGCUGCUGCUGGCCGAAAUUUGCAGGCAGCGACACCACCAAUUGGAGGAGCCGCUACUGCCCCAAUGCCGUCUGCUGGUCCUUCCGCACCGGCACAGAGUGAUUCGCUGGAGGCACUACUUCAGCGCUAUCCGGUCAUGUGGCAAGGACUGCUGGCACUGAAGAACGACCAGGCAGCCGUUCAGAUGCACUUUGUGCAUGGCAAUCCGGGUGUGGCGGGCAGCUCGUUGCCCAGCAACAGCGACGGCACGACGCCUCCACUACGGAUCGCUCAACGGAUGCGCCUUGAGCCGGCGCAAAUCGAUGGUGUCGCACGGAAGAUGCAAAUGGACCAAGAGCACUGUAUGCUUCUGGCGUUGCCGUGCGGUCGCGACCGGAUGGAUGUGCUCCAGCAGCAGAACAACCUGCAGACCGGCUUCAUCACCUACCUACAGCAGAAGCAGGCCGCCGGCAUCGUGAACAUUGCCGCGCCGGGCAGUUCGCAGGCGGCCUACGUCGUACACAUCUUCCCUUCGUGCGAGUUCGCGAACGAGAACCUGGCACGGAUCGCGCCGGACCUGAUGCACCGUGUGGCCAACAUCCAGUACCUGUUGAUAGUGAUUGCCACCGUGUAGGAAGGAGACGCCGCGGAUGAGGUGCGGUGAGUACGAUCCCAAACUUGUGACAAAGUACCCCUCGAAUUUUGACGACGCAAAUCGAAACAGCACCAGCAGGAAAGUGGUGCGUUCGAUGGAAGAGGAUGCGAAUUGAUCUCAUUAAGAUUAUAAUACGGAAACAUAUUUUAGUGGUAAGCUACUACCAGCUAGAGGAAGGAAGCGCGGGAGAGAUUAAAGGGAAAUUAGGGAAUCGCCGUCACGACAACCCGUUAGUGCAGUGAUAGGACGAUAGGGUUUUAAAAAAGCAGAAUAGGAAACACGUGUUGAAAAGAAGGUUACUUAUAGAGAGUUUGUGAGACAGGAUUAGAAAAAGGAGAGUAGAACGUUGGAAGAUAAGUUGUUGAGUAAUAUGGUAAGAUAUGAGUAAAAAAGCGGUACACUAUAGAAAGCUAUAAUUAAGUGGUUGAAUAUUCUUAACAGAACUACAGAGAAAAAGGCAGAAUUUGCAAAGGGUUGGAGCUGCGCAGCUUAAGUUGUACGUAGUUCCUUUCGAUGUUACGCGUGAAAAUAAUGGCGUAAAUCGUGGCGUGAAGAUGGAAGAAGAAGUUGAAGGAAGUUUAUGUGACAACUGUGAUUUUGAUCAUAAUUUUUAAGUAUUAUGAACUCUUUAUAAUGUAAGCCACCGUGAAGCAAAAAUAAUAAAAAAAUAAAAAGAAGAAAUCCACAUCGGACAUGAGGCGACUUGUUGAAUAAUUACGAGAAACCGCUGCUGAGUCCUACUCUUGGUUUGGCAGUGCUUCAUUUGGAGUAACGAUCCAAAUACAUCGGAGGUGUUCAAUAUAAUUAGGAUCGGUAACAUUUUGGCACAGAAAAUCAAAAACAGAAGUCUAAUGACUUCUCGUCUUGGCUAGAAAAUUAUUGUUGUCAAUUUGUUCGAGGGUUGCAGUAUUUUUUUGUUCAGCAAGUCAUGGAAUAACGAUCUUGGUUUCGUAUAGAAAUAUUUUCUUACGUCGGUCCUGGAACCCACAGAAAUUAGAAUAUAGAAUACAGUUUAGAAUACAUUUUCGUAUUUCCCAACAGCUUUUUUGUCAAAUCAUUAAACUGCAUUUGGGGGUUCUUGCUAAUUUGUUACCCACGAUGUUCUUAUCCUAAUUAUUUUGAGUACCGCCAUACAUCGGAGGAUGGAAAACUGAAACUGAAAGAGAUUUUUUGUACAUGCUGGUAAAAUGAGUUCAGGAGGAGAGUUCUGGUUCUCCGCUUCCUCUUCUCAUUAAUUCUAAUUUAUUGAAUCAUUGUUUUCUUUUUUUUUCUGUUGACAGGUGUGUAAUAUAGGUUCUUUUUAGUUUUUGUCUUUAUUCCUGAUAAAGGAAACGAUUUGUACGAUAUAUCGAAGCGCGCAGAGUGGAGCUGUCGUAAACUAUUUAUAUUAUGUAAAUACAAUAGAGCGAAAGUAAUUGUUGAAGCUUAAAUAUUAGAUUUACUCUGAUAGUGUGUAACUGAUGACGAUGAUGAAGAAGAAAAAGAAGAAGAAUAAUUAAUGAGGUUAUAAAAUGUAUAAAAUCAAUAUUUCAUAUAAGCUAACUGUAAACGAUUCAAGGUAGGUCUCAUAAACUGUUUCUAAGGAACGAUAAUGUUUGCAUAAAUCGUGCAACAUUGCUGUCAAAUAAAGGAAAAAGAAAAUCUAGGCAAUAAGUUCCCUACGAUUGAAGUUAUUGUUUUAUUUUUAAAGGAAAUAACUUAAGGCUAGUACUACGUGCAGUUCACACACACACACCCCAUUUGUGUAAAUAUAAUCUUAAUACAUGGCGUUGCAGAAAAAAACAUAAACGUCAGAACAUAAUGCUGUUUUAGAAGUCUACAGUGAUAAGAACCUAAACCACAGAAUAUUACGCAGAAUUCUUGUUUGUACAUAGAUUACUGAAAAUGAUACAAACCCAACAAUCACCUGCACAGGAUUGCAAACCGAUAUGUGUUGCGGUGAUGACAAAGUGACACAACAUGAGUGCAAAUAUUUUGCCACAGUCAUUCGUUCUAUCGAUUCAUUUUUCUCCUGAAUGAAAACCUAGUUUUGUGAUGCCGCCAGUUGACGCUGCCACACAUAAUAACAUACAUACAUACGUUCAUAUAAACAUACUAGCCUGGGUCAUCAUUUGUAUGAAAUGAGGAAACAUGCAAAUUUGCAUUCUCAUUUGGAAGUUCCUAAUAAAUGUGCUAAAUAUUGGAAGAUAUCAGUUGUUUUCCGGAUUAUCACAUUGUUUUUAAUUUUGGAUCUAAAGUAGUAAUGAUUUCCAUAAAAUAAUAAUAGAGUAACAUUUUAAAAUCAAUGUCAACAAAAAACAAAGUUUCAUGUUGAAAAUGUCUCUCAUACUAAAUUCUAUUCAAAUUAUUGUUCAAUACGAAAAUCUGUAAAAUUGACUAACAUUCCCAAAAAUAAUUGUCCAAUUAUUGAGAACUUCAAAUGGGAUCAAAAUUGCCAUAUUCAAAUCCGAUCUAUUUGACCCAUCCUAGUGCAUACAAACCAUACACACGUGUCCUGCCCAUGGUUGUGAACCGCGCCUAUUUGCAGAUAAGUUUUACUCCUUAUUAGCAGCGUUGCACAAUUGGUUAAUGUGCGGGAGGAGUUUCAGGCAGCUUUUGUAACGUUUCUUUGUAACGUCUUGUCAAUGUUUUGUUGUUCGGCACGUGACCCCACACUACUUCACGUGCCGAAAUGCUUGAAGGGCGCACUGUUCUACAAACGGAAAUAAAAAAAACGCAUAAUGUUUCGAUUCGUAUAUUUGUGUCAUUUGAAAUUCGUAGCGCAAAAGAUAAAUUGCUCAUUAGAUUGGUAGAAAUGCCGGUAUUUUCACUUCCACCGUUGUGAAGAACUAAAAAUAAAUAAACUCAAUGCAACCCGUAGCAGAGAAACCUAAUUCUGAAAACGCGUUGUAAGAUAGAAAAGCAACUCUAUUUAGAUAGCAAAAUUAUAUGUUUGUGUACUGAAUGUGAGACCCACACAUGAAAACGAACAAUGACUUAUAAAAGAAAACAGCAAGCUUACCCAAAUUGAAAUAGCGCGUCAGUGGGAACGUCCCUAGCUGCACUCUUUCCCUAUGGAACAGGCACUGUGGCCGAAAAAAAGGAAAGAAAUAUUCAUCAAAAAUAAAAAAAAACACACAUCUAUUGUUAUAAAUGAGACGAUUAAAACAACCAUAAAAAAAUUAACCAAUAAUCAAUUGAAGAAACCAUCGAAGCAGCAGCGUUGAAUGCAAAAACACACACAUACACAAAACUUUAAUAGUAGUCGCGCGGGAGGAAAUGCACUACCACCCGCACGCGGUAGAACACAACACAGAGUAACUCUACACGUUAGGACAAAAAUAAUGGGGAAAAAACACAAAAAACGCAAAAUAAAACUACUACAAUUAUGAAAAAUAAACAAACGAAAAAAAGUGGAAAAUGAAAAAAGUUAAAACAUUAAUAUUAAUAUUAACUGAUUGUGAUCAUAAUGAAAGAAUAAAUUGUACCUUUCUUGUAUAUUUUGUACAUAUUGAUUACGAUUAAUGAUUAAAAUUGCAAGGAAUAAAAUAUUUAAAAAAA
Molecule: messenger RNA, 21801 nt
Organism: Armigeres subalbatus
Lineage: Eukaryota; Metazoa; Arthropoda; Insecta; Diptera; Culicidae
Gene: spen
Product: protein split ends
Exons: 12
Coding region: 1162-18240 (5692 amino acids)
Biological process (GO): regulation of transcription by RNA polymerase II
Cellular component (GO): nucleus
Molecular function (GO): mRNA binding
Source: RefSeq, a predicted model, not a curated record